GUUUGAUCUGUGACCCUGUGAGGGAAGGUUUCUCGAGGCUAUUUUUGAUGGGGUACAUUGGAAAUUAUAGCUUGUGCAUUUGUUUCCCUAAGAAAUUCGGGACCACUGAGGCAGGGCCGCCAGUGGAUGUGAAGGAGGUGUUCAUGGAGUACGCGGGAGGGGGUACCUGCAUGACGGUGGAGCAGCUGAGGCGGUUCUUGGUGGAGGUUCAAGGUGAUGCUGAAGUUUCCAUUGAAGAUGCGGAGAGGAUUGUGGAGGAAGUGCUUCAGAGGAGGCAUUAUAAUGUAAAGUUCACAAAAAAGGCUUUAAGCCUUGAAGAUUUUCAUUUUUACUUAUUCUCUGUGGAUCUCAACCCUUCUCUCCUUAAUCAGGUUCAUCAAGAUAUGACUGCUCCUCUCUCCCAUUACUUCAUUUAUACUGGUCACAAUUCAUAUUUGACUGGAAACCAAAUCAGCAGUGAUUGCAGCGAUGUUCCAAUCAUAAAGGCACUAAAGAGAGGUUUAAGAGUGGUGGAGCUUGAUUUAUGGCCAAAUUCUACAAAAGAUAAUGUGCUUGUUCUUCAUGGAUGGACCUUGACAACUCCUGUGGAGCUGAUUAAAUGUUUGAAAUCCAUUAAAGAGCAUGCUUUUUCUGCUUCUCCGUACCCUGUAAUAAUUACUUUUGAAGACCACCUUACCCCAGAUCUUCAAGCUAAAGUAGCUCAGAUGGUCACGCAAACAUUUGGAAACAUGUUGUUUUAUCCUGAUUCUGAUUGUGUGAGAGAAUUCCCUUCCCCGGAAGAACUGAGAUAUCGAAUUAUCAUAUCAACUAAACCUCCAAAGGAAUACCUUGAAGAUAAAAGCUUAUCAAGCAGAAGAAGUAACUCAGUCAAAGAAAAAGAUUCUGAUGAAGAUGUAUGGGGGAGAAUGUCACCAGACCUCACAAAUGAUGAUGAGAAGAGUGACUGUGAUACAAGUGAACAUAGUCUAUGCGAUGGUGACAAUGAAGCCUGUGAUCGUCUAUUGCGCCCAUUAGGAGCACCAGCGUACAAGAACCUAAUUUCCAUUCCAGCUGGAAAGCCUAAGGGAAAGCUAAGAGAGAAGCUAAAAGUUGAGCUAGAUAAAGUUAGACGCCUAAGUUUAAGUGAACAAAAAUUUGAAAAGGCUACUAUCUCCCAUGGAACAGAAGUUGUAAGGUUCACUCAAAGGAACAUUUUGAGGAUAUAUCCAAGGGGUACUCGGGUUAACUCCUCAAACUACAAUCCCCUAAUUGGUUGGAUGCAUGGGGCUCAAAUGGUUGCAUUAAAUAUGCAGGGAUAUGGAAAAUCUCUAUGGUUGAUGCAUGGGAUGUUUAGAUCCAACGGAGGGUGUGGCUAUGUGAAAAAGCCAGAAUUUCUGAUGAACGUGGGUCCAAAUGAUCAGGUUUUUGAUCCUAAAGCAAAGCCGCCAGUGAAGAAAAUCUUAAAAGUGAAAGUAUACAUGGGAGAUGGAUGGCAUUUAGAUUUUAAACAAAGGCACCUCAAUCAUUGGUCUCCACCAGAAUUCUACACCAGGGUUGGCAUAGAAGGAGUACCAGCAGACAAGACAAUGAGGAAAACAAAGAAAAGAAAUGGCAACUGGACCCUGGUGUGGGAUGAGGAAUUCAUAUAUCCAUUGACAGUUCCUGAAAUAGCUUUACUUCGUGUUGAAGUUCAUGAAUAUAACAUGUCAGAGAAAGACUAUUUCGCCGGCCAGACUUGCCUGCCAGUGUCCGAGUUGAGACCAGGCAUCAGGGCAGUGCCUCUCUUCAACCGCAAAGGAGAAAAGUUCACUUCACUUAGGCUUCUCAUGCGCUUUGAGUUUGUCCAAGUAGAUAUUUAGUCUUAAACAAACUUUAUCAGUACACUACUUCCCCGUAGUCGGGGAAGUUCAUGCAAAUGCAAUAGAUUUCACAGCACACUAUAUACCAAUCCCCCCAAAAGAAAAUCCAUCAAAUUUCAUUUUUGUCUUCUGUGAUUGUAAUCAAAUGUAAGGAAUUUAUAGUGCAUUACCUUUCGCAAGUCAUCUAACUUUGAAAUUGUACAACAUGAUGAUGUUUCACAAUCCUGUGUCAAAAUUGAAACUCCAAAGACUUGUAUAUCGAC
Molecule: messenger RNA, 2101 nt
Organism: Theobroma cacao (cacao)
Lineage: Eukaryota; Viridiplantae; Streptophyta; Magnoliopsida; Malvales; Malvaceae
Product: phosphoinositide phospholipase C 4-like
Biological process (GO): phosphatidylinositol-mediated signaling; lipid metabolic process; release of sequestered calcium ion into cytosol
Cellular component (GO): plasma membrane
Molecular function (GO): phosphatidylinositol-4,5-bisphosphate phospholipase C activity
Source: RefSeq, a predicted model, not a curated record